UCUAGGGGGGGCGGGGGAGCGGCGUUCAUCGGGGAGGUCAACCGUUUGUCAAGCUGGAUUGGAUCGCUUCUGGUCAGUCAAUCACAGAAUCGGGUUGUCACGUACCACGCUGCUGCCGCCGCAACCGAGCGCCACGGGGCCUCGUCGGGGGGUUACCUGGCCCGCCACACUCGUUACCUGGCGGGGCGCGGGUCGCCGUCACCUCUAGGGUCGUCGCUAAGCUCGCCAACGCCAUCGACAUCGCAUGCUAUCCCAGAUCUCCGACCGACCUCACCAUCUGCCUCCUCCACGGCCUCCUCCUCCUCGCAUCUCUCCGCGCUGAGGUACCUUAGGGGUGGGGGGGGGAAGGCCACACCCUCCCCCUCCCCCACCCCUCCGCAGCCCCCCCCAGAGGACGAGACAGACGAGGGAGAGGCGUCGGACCUGACCUGGAGUCCGCUGCCGAAACGCAAUGAUAGGAGAGUCACGGAAAAGCUCUGUGUUGCGCUGCUCUGUGGUGGCCGGGAGGGGGCGGAGGGCGCUGAGGGGGGCCGAGGGGUACCGGAGCACCACCCCACACCAUCCCAGCCGGUCACCCCAUCCCGUCCCGGCGUGGGGAAGUCCCGUCGUUGGCCGUAUCGACAACUUGCGCUCACGGCUCCACCCUCCCCCACUUCAUCCUUCUCCCCGCCCCUCUCCCCCACUCCACACCACCUCCGCCCCUGCACCAACCCCCGGGACACCCCAACGCACCACCCCAACCACGCGCACGCCCCGCUACCCCCCGCCCCGGCCAGCGAUUUGACCUUAGAUUCGCUUCACGAUUUGGAGUGGCUUUCGGAAAUGGAGCCCGGGGAACAGGUUGUCUUGGAGGUACAUGUUAUAUGGUCCAUACUCUCCCUGAUGGUGGUCCUGCUGGCCUGCUACAGCCUGCACCACCACCCCCCCCUCACUGGCUAGGGGGGGGGAGGGAGCGGGGAGGGUGGGGGGGUCUGUGUGUGUGUGUAUGUGUGUGUGUGUGUGUGUGUUGGUGCUAAUGUGGGAGAGUGAGAGAGAGAGCGAGAGGAAAAGAAAGACAGAGAGAGAGAGAGAGAGAGAGAGAGAGAGAGAGACUUACACACACACACACACACACACACACAUUUCCAAACAUAAUUUUUCUUCAUUAUUUCUUUCUUUCUUUCCUUCUCUGUAAACACACACACACACACACACACACAGACACACACACACACACGUACACGGAACACAAAAAACGUACAUGUGUGAGCGUAUUCAUGUUUUGCUGACUUACAUGUGUGCGUGUGUGUGUGUGUGUGUGUGUGUGUGUGUGUAAAUAUUUCGACCAAAAUUUUGCUUUAUUUCCGUGUGUGUGUGUGUGUGUGUGUGUGUGUGUGUGUGUGUGUGUGUGUGUGUGUGUGUGUGUUUUGGUCAAAAAUUUAUCCCCCUAAAAAUAGUAUUAAAAAAAAAUAUUAUUACUAUUCUCAACUAUUAGCACAUAAGAAUAUUAAAAUUAAAAUCACAUGCAAAAAAAAAAUUAUCUCCAAAAAAAAAGAGUUAAGAUUAAAAUUUUGUGCGGGAGUGAAUGCAAUUUUAUUUAUUUUUUCGAUUUUUUUUUUUUUCCUUUAUUAUUAUUAUUUUUUUUUUUUAGCAUUUUUAUCUUGACCGAAAAUUACGCAAAAGAAAAAAAAAAGACGUAUUGGAGGAAAAGUUUGUUCAUUCGUUUGUUUGUUUGUUUGUUUGUGUUUGUUUGUUUGUUUGUGAAUUUGUUUAGUUUUUGAGGACAUUCAUUUUUUACCUCCUUUUGAAAAAUUCUUUAAAUCUACUGAAAAUUACUGAAAAUCUACUGUAAAUCUACUGAAAAGGAGCUGAAAAUCUACUGAAAAUUUACUGAAAAGGAGCUGAAAAUCUACUGAAAAGGAGCUGAAAAUCUUCUGAAAAACUACUGAAAAUGAGCUCAAAAUCUACUGUAAAUGAGCUGAAAAUCUAAUAAAAAUAAGCUGAAAAUCUACUGAAAAACUACUAUUAAUGAGCUGAAAAUCUACUGAAAAUUUACUGAAAAUGAGCUGAAAAUCUACUGUAAAUGAGCUGAAAAUCUACUGAAAAUUUACUGAAAAGGAGCUGAAAAUCUACUGUAAAUGAGCUGAAAAUCUAAUAAAAAUAAGCUGAAAAUCUACUGAAAAACUACUAUUAAUGAGCUGAAAAUCUACUGAAAAACUACUGUAAAUGAGCUGAAAAUCUACUGAAAAUGAGCUGAAAAUCUACUGAAAAACUACUGUAAAUGAGCUGAAAAUCUACUGAAAAUGAGCUGAAAAUCUACUGAAAAUGAGCUGAAAAUCUACUGAAAAACUACUGUAAAUGAGCUGAAAAUCUACUGAAAAUGAGCUGAAAAUCUACUGAAAAACUACUGUAAAUGAGCUGAAAAUCUACUGAAAAUGAGCUGAAAAUCUACUGAAAAACUACUAUUAAUGAGCUGAAAAUCUACUGAAAAACUACUGUAAAUGAGCUGAAAAUCUACUGAAAAUGAGCUGAAAAUCUACUGAAAAACUACUGUAAAUGAGCUGAAAAUCUUCUGAAAAACUACUGAAAAUGAGCUCAAAAUCUAUUGAAAAUGAGCUGAAAAUCUUCUGAAAAACUACUGUAAAUGAGCUCAAAAUCUAUUGAAAAUGAGCUCAAAAUCUACUGAAAAACUACUAUUAAUGAGCUGAAAAUCUACUGAAAAACUACUGUAAAUGAGCUGAAAAUCUACUGAAAAUGAGCUCAAAAUCUACUGAAAAACUACUGUAAAUGAGCUGAAAAUCUACUGUAAAUGAGCUGAAAAUCUACUGAAAAUGAGCUCAAAAUCAGGGCUGUGUUCUUGGCCCAAUGCUGUUUAUAAGUCUCAUCCGUGACAUCGUUGAACUCAAUAAUCUCAUUAGUAAUUUUGCA
Molecule: messenger RNA, 2907 nt
Organism: Eriocheir sinensis (Chinese mitten crab)
Lineage: Eukaryota; Metazoa; Arthropoda; Malacostraca; Decapoda; Varunidae
Exons: 1
Source: RefSeq, a predicted model, not a curated record